UCGUGAUACUUAUUUAUUCCUCUUUAUUUCUAACCAUACACAGCAAACUGGCUGCUUUUAAGACACUGCCAAUGGCCUGAUACUGGAACGGUUAGUUAGGCCGUCAUCAAAAAUAUGUUGUGCUCGCGUCCUCCGACCGACUCACUUUUGGUAAUAAAAACCCGAGUCGGUAAGUCGGAAAAAGGGUGGCGAAAAAAGGUCUACAAUUGAUAUCGAGUGGCGCUAUACUGUCUUGGCCCUGGGAAUGAAUUUGCUUGCUCUGAUCUGAAAAUCUCGGGAAAAAAUACGCCUGACUGCCACAAGGGUGCAGAUAAGCCGCAAAGUGCGGGCGUUUUCGGGCGAGUUCGGUGUUUUGAAAAAGAUUCAAGUAUUCGCCUGAAGAAACCCGCAUAGGCCCGAAAAAAACAAAAAAAAACAAAAAAAACAAAAAAAAACAGACACUAAUAUGAUUAAAAACACUAUAAGAAUUAAAAUAAACUUACCGUGUGGUAGCGAAGUUCUAAAAAGAAUUGUUUUUGAUGGUUUUUAGUUUACUUUAUAAAUAACUUAUAUAUAAACUUUAUUAACUCCUUUCUCUUCAAGCGCCUUCUUCCCAAUUAUCGUCCGUUACAAGGAAUUGCAUUUCGGGAAUGUUCUGGGCGAGUUCGGGAAAGUGCGGGCGGUUUUGGGGGACAACCACCAAUUUUAUUUCCCAAUCUUCUGCGCAAGCAGAGUAUGAGAGCGAAGCUCGAUAACCCAAAAUCCUCAGCAGUUCAUUUCCCAAAUCUUACUGAAGGUGAAGGACGUGUGCGAUUUGUUGGUGUUUGCGAUUGGUAAACUUCAGCUAUGCUAAUCCGUUUUUAAUUCUUUUUCUAUAGCUAGCUAUAUUUUAUUAUUUUUCCAUAAGUAGUAGAGAAUUAUAUUUAUUCCUUCUCGUAUAUAAUUUUAUUUAUUUACUUACUGCUAUAGAUCUAAAAUUUAUGGUGAGCUGCAAUCAAAAUGGCAGACACCUCAGCCCCAAAAGAAGGUGGUGAACCCAUAGUGUUAGAAACUCCAAUGGAUUUUUUAACUAAGCUCCUUCCAGCCAUGCAACAACAGCAGCUGGAAGCAAUCACAGCCCUAGGAGAAAAAUUUUCUACUUCCUUGAACAGCCUCCGAGCCGAUGUUUUAAACAAUGAUAAUAACUUCCAUGUGGACCGCAGUGGAGACAAUUCUCCUGGUCUAAGUCAUGGUGCAGAUAAACAAAAUGAAGCAAAUGCUUCCAUAUCUGCAGAUCACCCUAGAGGAAGGAAAAGAUCCAGGUCUUCAUCAGCAGAAACUUGCCUCAGUCAUGUAGAAUCUAGUUCUUCUACUAGGAGGCCUAGUAAAAAGAUGUUGAUGCCAUAAGUACAUCAGCAUCCAACCAAUUGUAUGAUGGUUUAAUGAAUGAAAUGCUGGGGCAAGAAGACAACCAGUUAGAGGACCCAGACCAAGAUGUCUGGUCUGACCUCAUCAAAGAGUAUAACGAUGAGGACUCCUUUGGCACAGAAGUAGCUCCACCUUUAGCAUCUAUGGCUAAACUCAUGUGGUCGAAGAAACUUACCAAUGAAAAAUUGAAAGGCAGACUAGAAAAAGUCCAAAUUCCCACGAAUUUCCGUUUUUUGUCUGUAAAGAGCUGCAAUAAACCUAUAUGGGCCAAGGCAGACAGCAAAAGAUCAAAUGAUCUGGUAUUGCAGAAACUGCAAACCACUGUUUCGAAAAGCCAAGUGCAUAUCUUACAAUUGGCAGACCAAAUUAUUAAGGCACCCAAACAAGGAAACCUUAUUGUAAUAGAACCAUCCAUUUUAUUAAAUUUGGCUAAAGAUGCUCUUUGUCUAAUCGGUAACGCCAACCAGCAGCUAAAUCAGUAUCGAAGAGUCGGAUUAAUCGGUGCAAUGCCUCACCUAAAAGGAUUGGCAAAGGAUGUGUCUGAAGAAGACUUGUUGCUGUUUGGAGAUGAUUUGGACAAAAGAAUCCAAUCAUUGCAAGAUGAGGAGAAAACUAGUAAAGUGCUCUCACGACCAUCUACACCAUAUUCAAAAAAUAAUUUUAAAAAGUACAAACAGCCAUCCUCCAGUUAUUCCUCCUCUGCAAAGUAUAACCAGUCAAAAAACGAGAAGACCUUCUCAAAAGAUCGAAACCACUCCCUGAGAAGGUACACUCAAACCCUGAAGUACAAAGGGUACAAAGGGAGAAAACAAUGAUUAUUGUUUCUACCGGGAACAAAAAGACAACAUCCUCUACACCAAACCUUGUCGCUGCUCAUGCUGCCUGUCUCCGGGAAUCGUUACAAGGUAAAGAGCUUCCAUCAGACACUGUCGAUAUCAUUGCAGCAUCAUGGAG
Hydractinia symbiolongicarpus is the source of this 2340-nucleotide messenger RNA. RefSeq lists its product as uncharacterized. The record is from RefSeq and is a predicted model, not a curated record. The transcript has 2 exons. Lineage: Eukaryota; Metazoa; Cnidaria; Hydrozoa; Anthoathecata; Hydractiniidae. The coding region runs from base 979 to 1365 and encodes 128 amino acids.